Molecule: messenger RNA, 1309 nt
Organism: Agelaius phoeniceus (red-winged blackbird)
Lineage: Eukaryota; Metazoa; Chordata; Aves; Passeriformes; Icteridae
Gene: HDAC11
Product: histone deacetylase 11
Biological process (GO): epigenetic regulation of gene expression
Cellular component (GO): histone deacetylase complex
Molecular function (GO): histone deacetylase activity
Source: RefSeq, a predicted model, not a curated record
UCUCAGCCUUGGUUCUCAACCUGCUGACCCACGUGUGCACACAGGCGUCCACAAACAAUUGGCCUCACAGGACAGAGCUGUACGAGGACCCCCCUCUGGGAUGCUGGCCCAUUGUGUAUUCCCCCGACUACAACAUCACCUUCAUGGGACUGGAGAAGCUGCACCCCUUUGAUGCAGGGAAAUGGGGGAAAAUCAUCAAUUUCUUGAAAGAAGAAAAACUAAUUGCAGAUGACUUGAUUGUGCAGGCACGGGAGGCGACUGAUGAAGAUCUCUUGGUUGUUCACACCAGGCGCUACCUUAAUAAAUUAAAGUGGUCAUUUGUUGUGGCUACAAUCACAGAAAUUCCACCAGUUGCCUUUCUUCCCAAUUUCAUUGUUCAGAGAAAAGUUCUGAAACCUCUACGAACCCAGACAGGAGGAACAAUAAUGGCAGGAAAGCUUGCUGUGGAGAGAGGCUGGGCCAUCAACGUGGGGGGUGGUUUCCAUCACUGCUCCAGUGACAAAGGGGGAGGAUUUUGUGCAUAUGCUGACAUCACACUGGCCAUCAAGUUCUUAUUUGAGAGAGUACAAGGAGUGUCUAGAGCCACAAUUAUUGAUCUGGAUGCCCAUCAGGGAAAUGGCCACGAGAGAGACUUUAUGGAUGAUCCUCGGGUUUAUAUUAUGGAUGCAUACAAUAGAUAUAUUUACCCAGGGGAUGGUUUUGCUAAACGUGCCAUAAAACGCAAGGUGGAACUGGAGUGGGGCACAGAGGACACCGAGUACCUGCAGAAGGUGCAGACCCACGUGGAGGGAGCCCUGAAUGAAUUCAAGCCUGACAUCAUUGUUUACAAUGCUGGCACUGACAUUCUGGAUGGGGACCCCCUGGGAGGCCUGGCCAUUUCCCCCCAGGGCAUUGUGAAGAGGGACGAGGUGGUGUUCAGGGCUGCCAGGAGCCGCGGGGUGCCCGUGCUGAUGGUGACAUCCGGGGGGUACCAGAAGAGGACGGCGCGCAUCAUCGCCGACUCCAUCCUCAACCUGCACAGCCUGGGGCUCCUGGGCAGGCAGCAGCCAGCCUGUGCUCUUGGGAGUCCCAGCCUGGAUCAGAUGGUCAGAGACUCUGCCAAGGACUUCAGUAACUUGUCACUGCAGUGACAGGGCACUGAAUGUUGGUCACAUAACCCAGAGGCAAUACAGAGUAACUCUGUCUAACUGCUGAAUUUAUCUUGAGCUAAGGCAACACAUCCUUUUAAACUAAUGGAGAUAUGCACUCAAGGGUACUGUCUUUGUGUCUAAUGUUGCUGUAGAAAGCUUAAUUUGCUUCUCUGAUUAAA